Henningerozyma blattae CBS 6284 is the source of this 2304-nucleotide messenger RNA. RefSeq names its product Zn(II)2Cys6 transcription factor domain-containing protein. Gene Ontology annotation, biological process: positive regulation of transcription by RNA polymerase II. Gene Ontology annotation, molecular function: zinc ion binding; transcription cis-regulatory region binding; DNA-binding transcription factor activity, RNA polymerase II-specific. The record is from RefSeq and is a predicted model, not a curated record. Bases 1 to 2304 code for a protein of 767 amino acids. The transcript has a single exon. Lineage: Eukaryota; Fungi; Ascomycota; Saccharomycetes; Saccharomycetales; Saccharomycetaceae. Gene Ontology annotation, cellular component: nucleus.
AUGCUUCCAAAAAAUCCUUAUAAGAAACCAAUUGCUCGUUAUUCAAAACAUGGGUGUAUUAAUUGUAAGACCUCACACAUAAAGUGUGAUGAAGAAAAACCACAAUGUUCAAAUUGCGCUAAAAAAUCAAAAGCAUGUACGUAUGAAAAUAAUUUUAUAAUAGGUCCUAUUCAACCAAAGAGUAAAAAAAGACAAUGCCUAAAGAAAAAUUUAUCAAAUAUCGAUAUUGAUAAGAAUGUAAAAGAUAGUUCUAGUAAGAAAUUUCGGAAACAGCAUUAUAAAAAUACCAUUGAGCUUGAGGAUAAGAACAGCGCAAAAAUCACAGACAUUAAUAAUCAGAAAUUAUCUGUACAAACUGUUACAUCUAAUAACAUUAACCAGUCUGAGCUUAAUAUUAAUUUCUCAAAAGAAACAAAUCCGAAUUCGAAAUUAAUUCAACCAUCAUCCGAAAAGAUAGCAUUAAAACAUCAUCCAUUUACUUUUACUAGUAAUUUCUCCAAUAUAAUUCCAACGAAUAAUUCGAUGGCUGUAUCUGUUAUUCCACCUGUUUCAUUCACAAAUCAUACCUUAUCCAAGGCCAAUAAUCAUGAAAUAAGUGAUGCAACUAGUAACAAUAAUAACGUUUCUACAAUAUCGACUUCAAAUGCUAAUAAUGUGCCUCAGGUACAAUCCAUUAGUAAAGAUAAUGUUUCAAAUUUUGAAGAUAAUGAAGCUGUACUUACUUUUAUUAAAAACAAUACAUUUUAUAUACUAGGUGAUGGAACAGAUUGCCGAAAUUUUUUCCCAAUUGAUGAUAUCAAAGCUAUAUUUAAUCCCAAUAAUCAUAUAUCUUCAUCAGAUUACCAAUUCUUUGAACCAUUCACAGUAGGUAGCCAAGACUGGUUAAAUAAUUUCGAUAGAUAUUCUAACUCAGUGUAUUAUUUUUGUCUUGAAGAUGAAGAGGUACGAUCAUUGAUUGAUAAAGAUCCUAUAAAGAUAAUAUGUGAAACUAGCAUGACGGACAGAGAUGGAUUAAGUAGUUUUUCAUUAAGGGAUGAUGAUUUAAAAUAUUUUUGUUGGAAAUUUUUCAAGGCAACAAAAUCAGCUAGCUUUCAAAGUUUAUUUUCGCCUCGUACCUUAGAUGAUUAUAUGUACAUUCUACGAAGGUUUGGUAAUCACUUUGAUAUCUUAAAUAAUAUUAUUCAAUGUUUAGUUGCAAGUAUGAUGUCAAGAAUUUAUUCAAUCCAUAAUGAAAAUAAAUUAUAUAAAAUUUGGAAUGAUCACGUCAGAUUACCAACAAUGAAACUAUGCUUAGAUGGCGUUGUUGGAUUAAGUAAAAGUAAUACUACGUUUUUAACAUUAAUGGUACUUGAAGUUGUAGUUAUUCAAACUUUAGGCUUAGUUAUCGGUAGGCCACAUAAUAAGUGGAGACAACAUCUGGAUCAAUGCUUUACAAUAUUUGAAAAAUCUGAAAAAUUAUUGAAUAAAAAUAGAGACAUAACUGAAAGUGAAUUGGAUUCUUUCUCGGUCUUCAAGAUAUUUAGGACAUUUAUUGCUCACAUUGAGAUUUGUGCAUAUCUGACAUGUGAUAAUGGUGGAUCUCUUCAAGUAUAUGAAAGAUUAAAAAGUAUAUUAUCGCACACAACUUAUUAUGAUAAGUUUUUAAUUGGAAAUAAAUUUAAUAUUCAAACUGGGUAUGUUGUAAAUACACAUCCCCUGUUAAUGAAGGUCGUUUUAAAUUUGGUGGAAUUAAAGUUGACAAAAAAUAUAUGUUUAUUUGGAAAUAAUAUCAUUAAACUAAAGUCAUAUAAAAAUAAAGAUCGUGAACUGGCAGAUAGUAUGAAUACCUUUGGAUUACAAAUACUCGAAGAAAUUUCAAAACUCGAAAUAAUCAGGGGAAAUAUAGAAAACGAGCUUUUUUCGGAUGAUUGCAGCAAAGAGCUUGUAUUUACCAGUAAACGUUGCCAAUGGUUAGUUAAUUUAUCGUUAAAAUUAUACAUACAAACUUUUUAUCUAAAAAAAACCAACAAUGAGUUGAUUAAAGAAGAUACUGCCAAGUUUUUCUUGUUAUGGAGCUCUUUACCUUCAUUAGAUAAACCAGGAAUUUUAUGUCAAUGGACUAUCUAUUUAGUAGCAGUUGUAUGCAUAGCAAUGUCAGAUGAGUUCUAUUAUAACCACCUUUGUACUAUGGUGAAACGACGGGCUGAUUGUGGGAUUCCAGGUGCCGCAGUUUUAUACAAGAAGCUUUUGAUUAUGAAGCCUAAUUUUGAAGCCACAGAUUACGAAAUGCUUGUGAUGCCUGAUUAUGACUGUUUUGUCAUCUAA